Juglans regia (Persian walnut) is the source of this 2514-nucleotide messenger RNA. Its product is annotated as U-box domain-containing protein 52-like. The record is from RefSeq and is a predicted model, not a curated record. Gene Ontology annotation, biological process: protein phosphorylation. The transcript has 8 exons. Lineage: Eukaryota; Viridiplantae; Streptophyta; Magnoliopsida; Fagales; Juglandaceae. Gene Ontology annotation, molecular function: protein kinase activity; ATP binding. Bases 18 to 2264 code for a protein of 748 amino acids.
AGAGUUUGCAAAACUUAAUGAUUCACCACUUCCCUCCCAAUGACAGCUCUCAAGUAUCCAUGGUCAAGACCACCGCUGUGGCCAUUGACAAGGACAAGAACAGCCCUCAUGCCGUCCGGUGGGCCAUGGACCAUGUUGCAGCUAACAAAACCAACUCUCUCACUGUCAUCCACGUUAGGCACAAAGGCAGUAUCCAACAUCAUGUGUAUGUAUCUGUUGAUAGUUAUGCAGAUCAGGGCGGAAGUGAUUAUGGAGAACCAAGCGAUCACUCUCACGAUGCCAAUGACCUGAUCUUCAUGCCCUACCGCUCAUAUUCUGUUCGUAAAGGGAUUCAAUUGAAAGAGGUGCUCCUUGAAGAUAAUGACGUUCCUAAAGCACUUUUGGACUAUAUAUACAAGAACUGCAUCGAAAGUAUUGUUGUUGGUGCAUCUACAAGGAAUGCCCUCUCAAGGAAGUUCAAAGCAUACGAUGUGACAGCUAGUUUGAUGAAAUCUGCACCAAGUUUCUGUUCUGUGCAUGUGAUUUCGAAGGGGAAGAUACUUUCAUUGCGAAGGGCACCAAGGCCUCUGUCUAAUACAGUUACCCCACCUAAACACUCAUUAUCAUCUCUUGUGGGACUCCCACCACCACCUCCUGAUCUCGGCGGAGAAGACAUGAGACCAGCUUCACGGUGGAGAAGUGCAGGUUCUGAGAGAAUGUUGCACUUGGAAAGGGGCAAUGAUACACCGAUAGCAGCAGCAGCACGCGAGAGGGCCAGGAAUAGUCCGACCAAUCUCUCAAUGGAGAAUAUGGAAUUUCAAAACCGUGCUCCAAGGCCUUCAUUUGGCCGUGAUUCUCCGCAGUCCAUUGACAGUAGUACUGAUCCUUCACGAGGGGCAAUGAUGUUCGGAUCCAUAAAUUUCAGCAUUCCAUCUACCAUGGACACCUGGGGCAGACAGCCUCCACGAGAUGUAGAAGCUGAGAUGAAAAGAUUGAAGCUCGAACUGAAGCAAACCAUGGACAUGUAUAGCUCAGCUUGCAAAGAAGCAAUCUCAGCCAAAAAUAAGGCUAGAGAGCUUCUUCAAUGGAAGCUGGGGGAAGCUCGCAAGUUUCAAGAAGCGAGGCUUGCUGAAGAAACAGCUAUUGCUAUUGCGGAAUUAGAGAAAGCCAAGUGCAAAGCUGCCAUUGAAGCAGCAGAGGCGGCACAGAUGCUAGCGGAGAAGGAAGCACAGAGAAGAAAACAGGCAGAGAUGAAGGCCAGGCGAGAGGCAGAACAGAAGGAUCGGGCCUUGUCUGCAAUGACUCAUAAUGAUGUCCGGUAUAGGAAAUAUAGCAUAGAAGAGAUUGAAAAAGCAACUGAGGAUUUUUCUCAAUCAAUGAAAAUUGGUGAAGGUGGAUAUGGACCUGUGUAUAAAGGCUUACUUGAUCACACCCCGGUUGCCAUCAAAGUUUUGAGACCAGAUGCUGCUCAAGGGAGGAAGCAAUUCCAACAGGAGGUUGAGGUCCUUAGCUGCAUUAGACAUCCUAACAUGGUCCUCCUCCUCGGUGCAUGCCCUGAGUAUGGAUGUUUGGUUUACGAGUUCAUGAACAAUGGCAGCUUAGAAGAUAGGCUGUUUCGAAGAGGGAACAGCCCUCCACUUUCCUGGAGAAGACGAUUCCAAAUUGCUGCUGAGAUUGCCACUGCACUUCUAUUCCUUCACCAAACAAAGCCGGAACCUCUUGUGCACCGGGACCUUAAGCCUGCCAACAUCCUCUUAGACCGUAAUUUUGUGACCAAAAUCAGUGAUGUUGGCCUGGCACGCUUGGUCCCUCCUUCCGUGGUUGACAGUGUCACACAAUAUCACUUGACUUCAGCUGCAGGGACUUUUUGUUACAUAGAUCCUGAGUAUCAGCAAACUGGCAAGUUGACAACCAAAUCGGACAUCUACUCAUUGGGGAUAAUGCUACUCCAAAUCAUCACAGCCAAGCCUCCGAUGGGUAUUGCUCACCAUGUUCAAAGGGCCAUUCAAAGAGAUACUUUUGCAGAGCUGCUUGACCCUUCUGUGACGGACUGGCCUUUUGAUGAGGCACUGGCAUUCGCUAAAUUGUCAUUGAAGUGUGCAGAGUUGAGGAAGAAAGACAGGCCAGAUCUUGGCACGGUUAUAUUGCCGGAGCUCAACCGGUUAAGAGAGCUUGGAAGGACUAGCGAUGCAAGCACUAGUCAUGGGUACAGCAGUAGUAGCCAGAGUCAGAGCCAUGCAUCACGUGAUUCUGCAUCAUCUACACAUGACAGUCAAGGGCAUUAAACGAGAACUAGGUUUGUGAUUUCCUCUAUGUUGGCAGACUCUAUCUGGAUGUUCAAAAUGAUUAAUUCGAUUAUUGUUGUUGUAUUUCAUCAUUCCUGCUCAUUUGUGGGCAGCAUAAAUGCAUUAUCUUCGAAACUGUUGGUAUUUCAAACGUAUUGUUCUAAUAUUAACUCACUAGCUAGGAGCCAACCCAAGACAACUGAUGCAGCAUUGAACCAAUAUGAGUAAUUCUACAUAUAGUCGUGGAAUA